Loa loa (African eye worm) is the source of this 1677-nucleotide messenger RNA. RefSeq lists its product as hypothetical. Gene Ontology annotation, cellular component: cytoplasm. The record is from RefSeq and is a predicted model, not a curated record. The transcript has 12 exons. Bases 1 to 1677 code for a protein of 558 amino acids. Lineage: Eukaryota; Metazoa; Nematoda; Chromadorea; Rhabditida; Onchocercidae.
AUGUUUGUUAACUUCUCAUCGUUAUUUGUGGUGGACAGUAUGAUUUCUGAUGAAACGUUGGAAAACGUUGGAAAAAAACGAACGAGAAGAUUCGAAUAUACAGCGAAAUAUAAAACAUUAGAGCAAAAAAUUUCAUAUGAUACACAAAUUCCACUAACCGAUGAAAAUCCAAUCGAUGAGAUAAUCUCUCAUAUUUAUGUAACAAAUAAAGUUCUACCAUUAUUUUACAAAGAUAUUGCGGAUGCAUUCCAUCGUUUUGUUGACGAGGAGACAUGGAAAUAUGAAACGGAAAUAGGUGAUGCUAUUAUCAAUGCAUUUCUCUGUGGAGCAGAUAGUACAGAUGAUCCACCAUAUGUUCGAGAAUUUCCUGAGUUAACAAAUACGAAACCUUCUGAAGCUCUACAGUUCGCAGAUCAAUUCCAGUUUAUUAUGCGAAAUUCAUCACCCGAACGAUUGAAAAUAAUCAUUGCAUGGGAAAGAAAAAUGGAAGAUGAAAUGUUGUCGUUGAUACGUGCUCGUGAUUUUGAACUUGAUCGAAUGUAUCGUAAAUGUGAGCAAGCAGUGAAUGCUAGUAUCACAAAGGAUGAUCGAGUAAUACCCGAAAGUGGACAGCAUUUAAGCUGCUUAAAUGAACAGAUUCGAGAAAUUAGCAAUAAUUAUGCUCAGCAAAUUCAUAUCUUAACAUCACGACAACGUAAAUUCUAUCGAAAUAUGAUCAAAAGUUUGUACGAACAUGAUGAAUUCCCAGCUGAAGCAGAAAUCACCCUAUCUGAUGAUACAACUCCAGUCAAAAGAUCUUUGUCAACAGUUUCAAGCUUCGAUACAACCAAAACACAGUCUAACCUCUCUUUGGAUGAAAGUUUCACAAUAUAUUUAGGCGCCCAGUUAAAAACAAUGCACAAUGCUCGAUUAUUAACUUCCCCAAGUUUGACAGAUCUGUGUCGUCCUCCUGUCUUUUUUGAGGAUGAUGUAUGUGCUACACGACGUUUGCAAAUGAAUCUCACUUUAUAUAGCAGAAGUUUAAUUAGUCUGGUACUUCUUGUAGGAAGAGAUCCUAUGUUUCACAUUAAUGAGCGAACAGAUUUCUCCAGGUUGUGCGAACAUUCCACCGAACUUCAUUUUGAAUCACUUGAAGAUCAAUUAAAACAAGUAAUACCACUGAUACCGAAAGCAAAAGAAGAUAUUCAUCGUGAGACGAAUGAUAAUGGUGAUGAUAAUGAUGAGUCAUUACUUCCAGUUGGUAGUUUAUAUGUUACUCGACAUUCCAAUCUUUCUUCAGUUCAGGUUAUCUAUCAUUUGGUUGUGGAUAAAUCGUUGGAGGACGAUGAAAUUUCUAGUAGGCAUCCAUGUAUCAAUGGUUUACGAAAUGCUAUCCGGUUAUCGGCUAAAUGUGGUGUAACAACAUUCACUAUACCCCUAUUGCUUGUUGGGAAAGCAAAAGAGCACAUGACGCCAAAUUGGUGUAUGAAGCGAGCCGAAUUAAUUUUCAAAUGUGUGAAAGGAUUUAUGAUGGAAGCAUGCUCAGGUAGCUCAACAGCUGGUGGUGGUCCUCCUACAGCUACAACACAUUUCAAUGUGAAUUUCGUUCUACCAGAAGAUUUGCAAAAGAUUAUUUAUGCUGAAAUUUUGGAAUUAUUCCCAACAAUAUUUCAUAUGGUACCAUCAGUAGUGAUGUAA